Molecule: messenger RNA, 3420 nt
Organism: Bufo gargarizans (Asiatic toad)
Lineage: Eukaryota; Metazoa; Chordata; Amphibia; Anura; Bufonidae
Gene: KCNJ10
Product: potassium inwardly rectifying channel subfamily J member 10
Exons: 2
Coding region: 1811-2947 (378 amino acids)
Biological process (GO): potassium ion import across plasma membrane; regulation of monoatomic ion transmembrane transport
Cellular component (GO): plasma membrane
Molecular function (GO): inward rectifier potassium channel activity
Source: RefSeq, a predicted model, not a curated record
GAUAGUCGCCUAUAUGAUGAGAUCAUACAACAUACAUGUGAGAGCCUACAUACAAUAGCCGCACUGUCCGGCCCAUAUUCCACCGCAGUCACUGGAGCGCUGGCUGACUAUGUGACACCAUGGCGGCUGACCCUAAUGGAGUUGCUGUAAAUUAACCCCAUCCUUCCCAGAACUCUGCCCGCCACCGGAUACAUUGCACCUCAUACGACAGUCCAUGAACGCAGAGUGUAGGACAGACGUGUGCAUUUCCUCAUACAACAGUCCGUGAACGUAGAGCGCAGGUCAUACGUGUACACGUGUGUAUGUAUCCUCAUAUAAUGGGCCACCAGGUGCCGAGAUUCUUCUUCAGUCACAGUGAGCAUUCGUUAAAGAUGGAGUCACAUUUCUCUUCAGCAUCUAUCAGCAGUUUUCUGCUGUCCUAACAUUUAAAGGGCAUCUGUCAGCAUGUCUAUGCUGCUAGGUUCUAACCGCUCCAGCGCAUAAUGAGGAGUCGCUGUAUUCAUGAGCUCCUGCCUCUCCCCGCCCACUUGCUUCUUAUUGACUGUUUCCAUAUGAAUCAGCAGGUGGGCGGGACCGCCCCCUCUGCCUGUACUGUGUGUCCUGGACCGCCCCCUCUGCCUGUACUGUGUGUCCUGGACCGCCCCCUCUGCCUGCCCUGUGUGUCCUCCACCUCCAGUGUCGUACUCCGUAGUGGAACCCUAUAUGUUUAAGGGUAUUUGCAGAAUGUCAUUUUUUGAUCUAUAUGUAGCUGUAAUUCCUAUUAACAGGCUGGUAACAAGCACUUCACAUCAGUCAACACUAGAUGGUGCUGGUACGCCCCCUAUAAAAGGGACAGGCUGGUCACAGGACAUAGAGGAGUCUGGAGUAAGUGUUCAGUGAGGAGAGUGAGAGGGAAGUCCACCAUGUAACUACCACUCUGGUCCCCUUGGCAGUGGCCAGGCUGAGGGAGGUUGGAGGAGGAAUCGCCAGAAGCUUCCCAGCACAGACCAGUGGAGAGGUGGGUAUAGUGCAGUGAUGGCUAACCCUGGCAUUCCAGCUGUGCUAAAACUACAACUCCCAAGAUGCCCCCCUUGCUUGGCUGCUCUCAGAACUCUAUAGAAAUAAAUGGAGCAUGCUGGGAGUUGUAGUUUCACUACAGCUGGAGUGCCAAGGUUAGCCAUCACUGGUAUAGAGCAAGUGUAGUGGAUAUAGCAGCCUUCUCUAGCUUAUGGACGCCACAGCACCUAGUGACUGGGAGAAGCCUCAACCACCUGGACACAUCAUUACAACUAGUGUUUUACCGUGUUUCUCUAUGGAUCGUGAGGAACCAUUUCUGUUGGCAACCAGUACAGAGAAUGGGGCAGAAGUAGCAUGCCUGCCUUUAGGGAGAAGUGCCCUGUAGGUUUCAGAAAGGAAGAAAGAGACAUAGAGAAGACGAUAUUAUAUCAAGUGGACCAGUUACCUCAUAAGCACAAAGUAUAUUAGUGUCAUCAGCACAUGGAAGCCUGUUGGUUCCUCACCUGAGCCUGUGACCUGGAAUUAUUGCACAGGUAAGAGCAGAAGUGUACCUGAACACCUCCAUGAUAACUGAACUUGGAACUGACACCUCAAGGCAAGGGAUUCUUAGUAAAUGCUCCAUUUCUUUAUUCACAGGGACUCCUCUUCAGUUUACCACCUCAUUUACACUCAAGGGUGCUGGCGGCAUGAACCUCAUGGACCCUGCACCUAAAACCCAUACCACCAAGGGCACCUCAUCCAGCAGGAGAUCCCUCAACACCAGAGUGUGCCUUCCGUUCUGUCACUGCAUUCUGGCCCAGGGAGCUGCAGAAAUAUGACUUCUUCGGUGAAGGUAUACUACAGUCAGACCACGCAGACAGACAGCCGGCCUCUCAUAGGCUCAGGUCUGAGGAGGAGACGUGUCAUGACCAAGGAUGGACGCAGCAAUGUGCGCAUAGAUCACAUCACCGACAAGAGCUUCCUCUACCUCAAAGACCUGUGGACUACCUUCAUUGACAUGCAGUGGAGAUACAAGCUGCUCUUAUUCUCCGCCACCUUUGCAGGAACCUGGUUUAUUUUUGGGGUCAUCUGGUACUUGGUGGCCUUGGUCCACGGAGAUCUGUUGGAAUUUAAUACUCCCGCUAACCACACGCCUUGUGUCAUGCAGGUGCACACACUGACUGGAGCCUUCCUCUUCUCCCUGGAGUCGCAGACCACCAUUGGUUAUGGUUUUCGGUACAUCAGUGAGGAAUGCCCCUUGGCCAUUGUGCUGCUCAUCACUCAGCUGGUUCUCACCACAAUCCUAGAGAUUUUCAUCACUGGAACCUUCUUGGCAAAAAUUGCUCGUCCAAAGAAAAGGGCAGAAACCAUUAAAUUCAGUCAGAACGCUGUGGUGACGCAACAAGAAGGCAAAUUAUGUCUGAUGAUCCGAGUGGCCAACAUGCGCAGAAGCCUACUGAUUGGAUGUCAAGUGACUGGAAAGCUUCUCCAGACGCAGGUCACCAAGGAGGGUGAUAACGUUCAUCUCAAUCAGAUCAAUGUGGACUUCCAGGUGGACACAUCCUCUGACAGUCCCUUCCUGAUCCUACCGCUCAUCUUCUAUCAUGUGGUGGAUGAGUCAAGUCCGCUCCGAGAUGUUGCCAUCCGCUCUGGAGAAGGAGACUUUGAGCUGGUGGUCAUUCUUAGUGGUACAGUGGAGCCCACGAGUGCCACAUGCCAGGUGCGCACCUCUUACCUUCCAGAGGAGAUCCUGUGGGGUUAUGAGUUCAGCCCCAUCAUUUCGCUAUCCUCUAGCGGUAAAUAUGUGGCUGACUUCAGCCUGUUUGAUAACGUCCUUAAAGUAUCUCCUCCAUGUUGCUUCCAUGAGACUGUCCGCUUUGGAGACCCAGAGAAACUCAAGCUGGAAGAAUCAUUCAGGGAUAAAUCGGAGAAGGAUGGAAGUCCUCUAAGUGUCCGCAUCAGUAAUGUCUAGAAGAUUAGAGGAGCGCUCUUGUCAAGUAGAGACUCAUCGCCGUGCAUUGCCUUAUAUUUUAAUACCUUCUAGGAACUGAUAGAUAAACCCACCAAGUGAAUGUUUCUGCAGGACCAGACAAUGACCAGAACUGGUGCUGGAGUCCAGGAGCAGAUCUAGUGUUAAGCAGCAGGUCCACUCUGGGUGGAGGCUCUCCGCUGUCUCUCAAUCAGAUCCUGCUCCUAUACAGGAGAGUGUAGAUGUGACGCACCCUCAAUCACGUUCUGGUGGAAGUUCAGAUCCAGGCAGAGGACCUCUAACACGAGCUAAAGAUGGACUCCAGCAGGACCCGGGACACUAGAGAACCUAUAGACUUGUAGACAGACAGGACACAGGAUCCUGUGUGUUGUACUAACCCGCACUUUAUCCAUGAAUGUACGUGUCCCUGCUGAUGGAAGGGACACACCUACAGUUAGGAGAAUAAACCUAUUAAU